Aphanomyces invadans is the source of this 2077-nucleotide messenger RNA. RefSeq lists its product as hypothetical. Gene Ontology annotation, biological process: fatty acid metabolic process. The transcript is spliced from 5 exons. The record is from RefSeq and is a predicted model, not a curated record. Lineage: Eukaryota; Oomycota; Saprolegniomycetes; Saprolegniales; Verrucalvaceae. The coding region runs from base 668 to 1990 and encodes 440 amino acids. Gene Ontology annotation, molecular function: medium-chain fatty acid-CoA ligase activity.
CGACGUCCGUCAUCGUCAUGGAUCCGAUGGAAUGCCGAUUCUACCUACCACCACACCAAUGCUGCUUCGUUCUCUACGCACGUGCAAGCCACUGCUAUCUGUGGGCAAGCAUUGGCACCCCCUUCCAGCGUCUAUGCGAGGUGCAACCAGCUGUCUGUGCAGGUCGAUGCUUCGCAGGUUUGCCACGUUCACGGGCCCUCAACACCCUGCACUCUUGGAUUGCACGAUCGGCGACAUGCUGGACUUGGUUGCUUCCAAGCACCCUGACCAACUGGCGCUGGUGGCUGUGGAGGAAGGUGUUCGUUUGACGUAUGCACAAGUACAAGCGAAAGUGCAUCGGUAUGCGAGAGCGCUACAUUGGCUUGGUCUUCGUCAAGGUGAUCGGUUCGGGAUAUGGCUCCCCAACACUGCCGACUAUUACCUAUGUACACCUUAUCCUCACAUGCUCAGCACGUGAACGCAUUUGGUGAAUAGUGCAAUGGGCGACGGCAAAACUGGGGGUAAUCAUGGUCAACGUAAACCCGGCGUACCGUGCGCAUGAGUUUGAAUACGCCAUGAACCUCGUGCAAUGCAAGGUCACCACCUUUCUCUCGCGAUGGCAUUUCACGUCUGCUCUUUAUAGGCCGUGCUGGUGACCCCGCAAGUCCAAACGACUCAUUACUUUGACAUGCUCCACGACCUGAUGCCCAAUCUCAAGAGCUAUCACGACGGCAACGAUGUUGGGACACCGUUGAACCUUCCCGAGCUUCCGCAUCUGCGCUACAUCUUGCAUGACGCGUCCAACCACUGCGAACCGGGCAUGAUUGGCCUGGACGCAUUGGUGGACCAAACUCCACUCAACCACGCGUUCGAGGACUGCGUCGUCGCGCCCGACCAAGUGGUCAACAUCCAGUUCACGUCGGGCACGACGGGGUCUCCGAAAGGAGCGGCAUUGACCCAUCAUAACAUUCUCAACAACGGAUACCUCGUCGGCCACCGAUGUGGGUACAGCACCGCCGACCGAGUUUGUGUUCCCGUGCCCUUGUACCAUUGCUUUGGGGUUGUCCUGGGCAACUUGGCGUGCUUGGCACAUGGAUCGACAGUUGUGUACCCAUCGAAGACCUUCCACGCCACCAAGGCGCUUCGAGCUGUCGAGCAGGAGCAGUGCACAUCUCUGUACGGCGUUCCGACCAUGUUCAUUCGCAUGUUGAACGACCCCACGUUCGACGUGGCCAAGAUGAAGUCGCUGCGCACAGGCAUCAUGGCUGGAGCGCAAUGCCCCAUCGACGUCAUGGAGAAGGUGCUCGCGUUUGCCCCAGAAAUGACCAUUGGUUACGGCAUGACGGAGACCAGUCCGAUUACCUUUCAGACGGCGCGCGGCGAUGCACUCAUGGACCGCGUCGAAACCAUCGGUACCCUCAUGCCCUUCACCCAUGCCAAAGUUGUCGACAUGGAGAACCCUGAAGUCGAGGUCGAUGUUGGCCAACCCGGCGAAUUGCUGACCAAGGGGUACUGCGUCAUGAAAGAGUACUGGAACCAGCCCGAACAAACGAAGAAAGCGAUUGUCGAUGGCUGGAUGCACACGGGGGACAUUGCCACGAUGGACGAGCGAGGGUUCUGCCGUGUAGUCGGUCGGUCGAAGGACGUGAUCAUCCGUGGCGGAGAAAACAUUUAUCCGGCUGAAAUCGAAGAGGUAUUGUUUGCCCACGAAGCCGUUGCGAACGUGAGCGUUGUGGGGGUGCCGGACUGGGAAUACGGCGAAGUCAUUUGCGCAUGGGUGAGCCUGCGUGACAAAAGUGGCUCCGCGAAAGUCGACGAGGAAGCGAUGGCGGACGCAUUGCGUGCGCAUGUUCGCGGCAACUUGGCGCAUUUCAAGAUCCCAACAUACUUUAUGUUUCGGCACGACUUUCCCACGACCAUCACGGGCAAGAUCCAAAAGUUCAAGAUGCGGGACAUUGCGAUCGCUGAGCUGAAGCUGUCCAUGUCGCCGCAGCACGUAUCCCAAGGCUAAAAAAAGAUGUCGUCACGUUAUUGGAUAUAUUCAGCCAAUGACAUGUUGUUUGUACAUUAUUUUAGCCAAUCAAUGGUAUUUCUUCCA